AUGGAUGCUUCGAGAUUUCUUCACGUUUUCUUCUUCCUUGAGCUGAUUCUCCACUGCCAUUGUAAAGCAUCUCUCUCUGGCUCAUCAGAUGUGAAGCUUCUUGUGGGAAAGAUCAAAUCUUCACUUCAAGGAAACAGUGAAAGCCUACUGUUGUCUUCUUGGAACUCAUCUGUUCCGGUUUGUCAAUGGAGAGGGGUAAAAUGGGUAUUUUCAGAUGGGUCUCCUCUUCAAUGUAGCGACGUCUCUUCACCACAAUGGACCAACGUCUCUCUAUACAACGAAUCCUCACUUCACCUUCUCUCUCUCCAGCUUCCUUCUGCUAACCUCACCGGCUCACUCCCUAGAGAGCUUGGUGAGUUCUCUAUGCUUCAAAGCGUGUUCCUCAACAUCAAUUCAUUAACUGGGUCAAUCCCACUCGAGCUUGGUUACACUUCUUCUCUCUCUGAUGUCGAUUUGAGCAGUAAUGCCUUAACUGGUGUUUUGCCUCCAUCGAUUUGGAACCUCUGUGAUAAGCUUGUCUCCCUCAAGAUCCAUGGUAAUGCCUUGUCUGGAGAUUUGCCUGAGCCUGCUUUGCCAAAUUCGACUUGUAGUAACCUCCAAGUUCUUGAUUUGGGUGGUAAUAAGUUCUCAGGUGAGUUCCCUGAGUAUAUUACAAGAUUCAAAGGUCUAAAAUCACUUGAUCUUUCAAGUAAUGUCUUUGAAGGUCUUGUCCCUGAUGGUUUAGCUGUAUUACAACUAGAAAGUCUCAAUCUUUCUCACAACAACUUCAGUGGGAUGUUACCAACUUUUGGUGAAUCAAAGUUUGGAGCAGAAUCUUUCGAAGGGAACAAUCCUAGCCUUUGUGGUUUGCCCUUGAAGCCAUGUCUAGGCUCCUCUAGGUUGAGUCCUGGUGCUGUUGCUGGUCUAGUGAUUGGUUUAAUGUCAGGAGCAGUUGUUGUGGCCUCGUUGCUGAUAGGGUAUCUGCAGAACAAGAAAAGAAAGAAUAGUAUAGAGAGUGAAGAUGAUUUAGAAGAAGGUGACGAAGAAGAUGAAGGCGGUGAAGGGAAGUUAAUAGUGUUCCAAGGCGGUGAGAAUCUGACAUUGGAAGAGGUUUUGAAUGCGACGGGACAAGUUAUGGAGAAGACGAGCUACGGUACAGUCUACAAGGCUAAGCUUAGUGAUGGAGGGAAUAUAGCAUUGAGGCUGUUGAGAGAAGGUACUUGCAAAGACAGAAGCUCUUGCUUGCCUGUUAUAAAGCAGUUAGGACGUAUUCGCCAUGAGAAUCUGGUUCCUUUGAGAGCUUUCUAUCAAGGAAAGAGAGGAGAGAAGCUUCUCAUCUAUGAUUAUAUUCCAAACAUAAGCUUACAUGAUUUGCUGCACGGUAUUAGCUUUUUGUUUCCCUCCGUUGAUUAUCUUUCUUGCUAUUUAUAUAGCGUCUUCUUGCUUAAUCUUGUUGUUUGA
This is a messenger RNA of Thlaspi arvense, 1440 nucleotides long. NCBI's taxonomy places the organism in Eukaryota, Viridiplantae, Streptophyta, Magnoliopsida, Brassicales, Brassicaceae. The record is from the annotation of a GenBank genome assembly.